AUGGACAAGACGGAGUGUGCGUUAUGCAGUCGUAAGCGAGAUGUUUUCUCGUGUGCAAACUGCACAUCCGCAAUGCUACAGCAGCGUCGUACGAUGCUAGCUGCACUACAGGCAGACGUAUCUGUCUUACGCAAGAAAACUGAAUAUGCGCUAAAUACGAAGUAUCCGCUAGUGCAUGCAGAAUUGCGUCUGCACAAUCACAUGAAGAAAAUUGACACUUUGGCCAAGACAGUCAUGAAAGUACGCGAAAAGCUUUGCUCUGAGCGGAUUGCAGUCAUGGAACGGACGUCUAAGUUGGAGGAACGCACUUCACAAAUAGCUGAAGCGCACCAUAAGCUAUUGAAGUCGAGUGAAAGGGCAGAGAAUGUUCAUGCCCCAGUGUUAGAAUGUUUGGACUUUCAAAUACAAUGGGCGGAUGAGAAUGCUGCGAAAGUUCGGGGCGAUCGGCUGCGUGCAUUAUUUGCGCUUUUUGCAUUAACACCCGAGAAGGAGAGUGAUAGAGACACGAAGGAAGAGUUAGACGAUCCAUUUUGUGGACUGCCUGACGAACAGGAAGGUGUUUCCAAGAAAUUGAAAGCCAGAAAGAAUGUAAAUGUGUAUUUUCGAACGAUUUUGGGACUACCAUUGCCAAAAUCUGGUAAAUACGAUAAUGUUCCACCAGAAGUGGUUGCUGCUGCACUCGGUCAAGUUAUUCAUUUAUUACACUGUCUGAUAAAAUAUUUAAAAAUUACUUAUCCACAUCCUAUGGAGUUCAAUGGAUCGUUUUCUACGAUUGGAAGCACAACCGAAGGAGCUGGCUGCCACACACUCUAUCCGGAUGGCAGUAUUGGCUUUGAACGUGGAGUGAGUAUGCUGAAUGAGAACGUAGCAUUUUUGUGUGCUUGCCAAGGUGUGUUGAAAAAGGACGUUCAUCAAACUGAUUUAUUGGGAAACUUGCUACAAGUGUACAAGUCAGCAAGACUUGGAACGCUAUGCGAUAAUCAUGACGUGACUGAAUCUGCCUCUGAUGAAAGCACAAAGCGAAGCGAUGAAGCGACGUCGGUAUUGCUUGGAAGGUCACAUAUAGUGAGUGAAGGUGUAGAAGUAUUGCCUGACUACUCAUGA
Plasmopara halstedii is the source of this 1104-nucleotide messenger RNA. RefSeq names its product uv radiation resistance associated protein. The transcript has 4 exons. Gene Ontology annotation, biological process: SNARE complex assembly. Gene Ontology annotation, cellular component: lytic vacuole; endosome. The coding region runs from base 1 to 1104 and encodes 367 amino acids. Lineage: Eukaryota; Oomycota; Peronosporomycetes; Peronosporales; Peronosporaceae. Gene Ontology annotation, molecular function: SNARE binding. The record is from RefSeq and is a predicted model, not a curated record.